Molecule: messenger RNA, 7975 nt
Organism: Motacilla alba alba
Lineage: Eukaryota; Metazoa; Chordata; Aves; Passeriformes; Motacillidae
Gene: ZC2HC1A
Product: zinc finger C2HC-type containing 1A
Exons: 10
Coding region: 1515-2702 (395 amino acids)
Source: RefSeq, a predicted model, not a curated record
AGUUCUCCAUGUGGUGAAUCUGAGGACUGUUUUUGAUGGAUUAGCAUGUUCUUGUUGCUUUCACUGCUGGAUGUCAAGUAAAAAGCUGUCACGCUGGCGUGUUUGUUGCUCUCUGUUUUGCUUGAGCAAGAUGGAACCAAGCACUGAAUUCCUGACUUCAUUUAAGCCGGAGCAGUCCAAUGGUGGUGUUUGAUCGGCUUCUCUCCAGUCUGUUGUUUUUUCUGGGAGGAUGCCGACAACAGCUGCUUGAGCCAACUAAAUGCCGCUUCCCACACUUGUUCACAGCCCAUCCCAGCCCAAGGAAUACGGGGCAGAAGGGCAGCUGUGUCGGAGGGCAGAAGUCCAGCUCUCUGUGGUAGGUCAUGGCAGUGCUUGCCCAGCCCCACGCUCAAGCAGCCAGGGAAGGCUGUGGUUGGAAGGGGCUGGCUGGCUGCUGGCUCAGGAAAUAGCCUGCGGUGUCAAACCCAGAACUUUCCCUUGUUGAUCUGUGUAGGAACUACACUCUGAGCAGUCUGGGUGUGUCCUCGAGGUCUCUCUGUAUGGCAUCUUCUGCUGAGAGCUGGGGUCUGGGCUGUGACAGCAGUUGUCUCUGGACCCUUCCCUGGCAUGGGGAAUGUCUGUGAUGCCCUGCUCCGCCCCUAACAGUGCAAGAUAGAGAUCUUUGGGGUUUUAUGUUAGUAAUGUGACUCUUGAGAGCAAGUGCUUAUUUUUGAUUUGUCAGAGUUUCUGAAUGCCCCAUCUUAUUUUUUUUCCUUAAUAGUGUAGCAAAUUAAUAUUACUUUUGUUUUAAAAACCAAUAAUGUGAGUGUUCUUUUCCUUUUAGAGUUGAUCUUUGUCUUGCCUCACUGGAUCCAUGCAGCAGCUUCCUUACUUCGGUGGCCAUUUUUUUAGCUCCAUUUGACUUCAGACUUCCACUUUUUUUUUUUAAUAGGUGUAUCUUUUGUCCAACAGAAGAAAGAAUUUCUUUUAUUGUACACUGUUCUUAAAUCAGCAACUUGGAAACUAUUAAAGAUUGAAAUGCAAAACUGAUAUUAAUGUACAUUAUUUUUAAUAAGUUUUUUUAAAUAAGUUAUUUGUCUCUGGUAGCCAUUAAAACACAAAGAUAAAUGUGUCUGCACUGAACUGAUGCUUCAUUAGGUAUACUUGAACAUCUGUUAAGUGAUCUGAAUUUGACAAUUAGCACUCUAUAACUGGUCAAUUUAUUUACUCUUUUUAAAGCCACCAUGUUUUUAUUUUUUUUAAUUAUUGGUUAUUUUACUUAAGAAAAAUCUCAAAAGCUAGUUUAGGCUGAUACAAUAUGGAGAAGUGCACUACCAGAAUAUGUUUCACCUUUAAAGGAGAGGACGUAGUCAGGAAUUUGAAUGUUUCAGAUUAGUUUCUUCAGUAUCUUAGAAGUAAUAGAUUUUAUGCCCUUUUUAGAAAUCUUUUUUUUAGAUUUCUUGCAAUUUUAACUUUAAUUGCAGAGGCUAGAUCAAUCUACUAAUUGACUUCAAUUGGUUGAAUAUAGUGGAAAGAUGAACAUGUUUUACCUGCACACAACAUGGUGUGGCUGUCCUCAAAAGCCAGUGUUGCAUCUCAGUGAAACCUGGUUUCAGGAGUAUGGUGAGGUUACAGUGCAAACUGGAGAUCUGUUGCCAUGUAAGAUUUGUGGAAGAACUUUCUUUCCAGCAGCGCUGAAAAAGCAUGGACCCAUUUGCCAAAAAACUUCUGCCAAGAAGAGGAAGACCUUUGAUUCCAGCCGACAGAGAGCAGAAGGAACUGACAUUCCCACAGUGAAACCUCUUAAACCACGGCCAGAGCCACCCAAAAAACCUUCUAACUGGAGACGAAAGCAUGAGGAAUUUAUAGCAACUAUACGAGCAGCCAAAGGACUUAAUCUUAAAGAUGGUGGAAAACUCCCUCCACCACCUCCACCAUCGUAUGACCCUGAUUACAUUCAGUGUCCAUACUGCCAGAGGAGAUUUAAUGAAAAUGCAGCUGACAGGCACAUCAAUUUCUGUAAGGAGCAAGCUGCACGUAUUACUAAUAAGGGGAAAUUGGCAGCUGAUACCAAAGGGAAGCUUCCUACUCGAACUCAGUACAAACCUGCUCCAGUUAAGAAGAUGCCUUCUGUAGGAUCAACACCAUCACCAUCAUCACGCUUACCACAGCCAAGUGGUGUUAGCAAAACUGUUGUAGGUGUCUCUUCAGGUAAAGCACUGUCUUCAUCUGGAUCCAGUGGGAGCAAAAUUCAGACGUUAUCACCAGCUCAUAAAAACUCGCCGGGAGCGGUGAACCCACAGGCAGGUAAGAUGGACGAGUUAGGCCCACCACUGCGAACUGGAAGAGAUGUGCAAAGGUUUUAUGACACUGAUACAAAAACAGACAGUACCAUCAAAAGGCCAGAUAAGUUGUUGCCUGUGAAGAAAGGCGCAACAAAAACCCGGACAUCAACCCCUCCUGGUGUGGCAAGAGCUAUGAGCACGGGUGCUUUGACAAACAGAAGAAAAACUAGCAAUUCAGACAUUCACUCAAGGUCUGAUGGGAAAACUGGGUAUGACAAUGGAGACUGCCCAUCCUCAGUGAAUGGAGGAAGUGCAAAAAGCAGCGAAGGAAUUUCACCUGUACAGUUAUCCAAGUUCUGCCAUGAAUGUGGAACUAAGUAUCCAGUGGAAUGGGCAAAGUUCUGCUGUGAGUGUGGAAUUCGAAGAAUGGUUGUGUGAACACAUCCUUUAAAGCAGAAAGAAAACAAGAAAUUGGAACAUCUGCUAUGUACUGUUGCAUGGAAAGCUUGAGUACUCCAUCCAGUUAGGCUUCAUGCUGCAAAAGUCAAAACAUCACUUUGUAAUUUUCUGAGUGCAAUCUUCUGGUUACACAGUUAUUUAUAAACAAUGAUAUAUACUGUAUAUAAAAAUAGCAGCUACCUAAAACUGUGCCAUUCAAGGAAAUACUCUUUACUCUGUGUUGAAAAUAUUUAGAAGUAAAGUAAAAAUGCUUUAAGUAACCUAGGUAGUAGAAGAGGUUCAAUGUUAUUUUUCAUUGUAAAUCCUACUAGGCAAAGGAUUUUAAAAAUCUCUUAUGUAGGAUAAUGCUUACCUAUAGGGAACUAGCCAUGAACAACUUGGGCUUCAAAAGUUUCUCUGUGGAGGCAUUUCUUUCAUCUAUGACAGUAACUUAGAUGCUGUGUUCUAAAUGAAAACAACAUGAGGAACUCCUUAUAAAUUCCUAGAUAAAAGUGUAAAAAGUUCAGAUCUUUAAACUCUUUAACAGUAAUAUGCUAAUUGGACUUUCCAGUUGUUUCCUAGGAUUUUUUAAAGAAUCAAAGUGGAAAGACUACCUGAGAAUUCUCUUUGCAUCUAAGACGAAAGGCAAGAUUUUCUUUUUGUGGCUUUCCAUGUUCUGUUUUUCAGUAAAAGCAUGUUAAUAUUUUUAUGUAUUUAUAAGGAAAAAUAUGGUAAUCAUUUUAUUAUUAUUCAUUUUAUUAAGUUCCUUUUGUUUCAAAAUACUUGUCUUUCUCCUCCUGUGCUCCACCAUGACUAGCAUAUCUAAAGGUGUUGUGCUUUGUCCUGUUUCCAAAGGUCCUGCUUGGUUUUUUUCUUUUCCCUCAUUUCCUCAAGCAGAGUCGAAGUCUAUGCCUAUCCUACCUAAAUGUUGAACUCCUUUUUUGAAAACAGCCUUCUUGAUGUAUCCAAUACCAAAAAAAAUUAGUUCUAUAAAAAUGAGUGCUAUUAGAGCAGUAGAUCUUGAUGUAAGUAGUGAAUCUUUUUUUAUUCUUAUUCCUGUGAAAAUAGCACAGCUUACACAUAUGAAUGCGUAGGGGAGUAACUGUGCUUCACUGCUAUCAAUACCUGACUUUUUUUUUUUUUCCUGCUAUUUUGUUUAUUUCUGAUCUCAAAACAGCAGUUUCUUCAAGUUAGUAAUAGACUUCACAUUAAUCCAUUGGGAAGAAGGGAGAGACUCAAAGUUGUUGGGUUUUUUACUAAUUACACAGUAAAUUACACAUUUACUAAUAAAACCAUUCACAAGCCAAAUCACUUAACAUGUACCUUAAUGUUGUAAUUUAUUUUGUGAAGUUUUGCUUUGAAGUACUUGCACCAUCUUCAUUAUGCGUGACAGAACAAUCUGAAAUAACAUAACUGUGCCUUUCCCACAGUAAAUACAUUUUUUGUCAGAAGCUGGUACUUUCAGCUCACAAACACCAUUAGUUUCAAUUCAUUUAAUUUCUUUGCAAAUUAGACAAAAUGUAAUAUAGUGUUCCAUUAUAGUGUUAUGGUCAUUGCUUACAUUCUCAAAAAUUGUGAUUAUCAAUGGGGCCAAUUUGGAAGAAAGCAUGAUUGAAGAAAAACAUCUUCAAAGCAGAUACCAGUCUUAAGAAUGAGUGAUUUAAGAGACUUGAUGUAGUUAUGUUGCAGGCCACCAGCUAUUCAUGUUUUAAAAUUAGUUCAGUGAAUGUCUUAUGCCUUUUAUACAAUUCUUUUUAAAUAAAUUAUACCUCAUUUAGUGUAGUCUUUUCACAAUUGGUGUAAACUGGCUACUGAGCAUGACAGGAUGGAUGACCGGUAGUGAUACUUUGAGCUGACAAAUCCUAGCCAGUUUAUUUUCUAGGAGUUUAGAUUCUAGGAUCCAUAUUAUGGCACAUUCAUGUUUGUGUUUAGAAAAACCGGAAUUCUGCAUUCUUUCCUUAGAUAAGCCUGCUUUGGUGAUCUUGCCCUGAACUUGGGCCAUAGAGGUCUGCAGACUGAUGUAUUGUGAGCUGAGAGUCCAACAGCAAAGAUAACAGUCCAGAAUAGGUUUGAUCAGAUAGUGAAUCUACUCUUGCCUGAUGAAUUUGCAGUUGUUUCUGCUGGAAAAUGCAUUUUUCCAUUUAUUAAAAAUGCUUUCUACAAAGGAAAUGUUUAGUACAGCACUAAAUACCUUUCAGAUUUUCUAGGAUUACUGUAACUCCAGGAAAAAAACAUAUUGACUCUUUCUCCUUUGAAUUGUAGGUGGCAGAUCUCCGAAUUUCAAAUCAAUACUCAUACAAUUAUUGUAUUUUCUGCUUGGUGAGCUGUUUUUGAGCUUCUUUGCUUUCAAUGCAGCAUUUAGUAAAUUACUUGAGUAGCUCAUCAUUUGCUUCUUUUACACUUACGUGAUCUAUCAUGCAGGUGAGAUAGGGAAUUAACCUGAACACAUUAAAAGGUUUUUAAACUUGAUCUUUUAAUUUGGCCCUACAAAGAAUGUCUAUGAAACAUACUCAGCUAUUGAUAGUAACCCUGGAUAAUGUGCAUGUGUUGUAAUCCACAGUAAAUAUAAGCAGACAAUGAAAUUCUUUUUGACUGUGUAGUUUGGUGCUAUAUGGUAAGACUUACCAUAUGAGGCCAAAUAUGUUUUGUAUUUUUCAACUGGUUUUGUUACUGAAUGACAUAGGUUUCUGAAGUCUGUGGUGUUACAGACCCUAGUCUGUAUUACUCAAGGUAUCAGCACAGAUCACUGUAAUUCCAUCUCAGUGGAUGUUUGUACAAAACAGUGGAUUACUUUUCCUAAUAUCCCCAAAGAACUGAAUGUGAGAAACAAAUUUGUUAUAUUCACAGAAAAAAAAAUUCCAGGGAGUUGGACUGAAUUUUCAAUCUUUAUUUUAUUGCAUGUGUUAAGACGUUCCCAAAUUUAAUUUAUUGGUGAUCUACAUCCAAACCCUCUUGCUGUAGUCUUCUCCACACCCUUAUGCCUUGGUUUUCAUGGGAGGAAAAAACAUAAACUAUGCACUGUCUGUUUAUAGUGAAAUUUAGUGAUGCAAUUGUUAUGAUGAUUCCUAUACCAAUGUAUAACCCUAUGACAGGUUUACUGUCUGCCAUUUUAUCUUCUCAAUGUUCUUACUAAGGUUCUUCCAUUCUUUAAAGAAGGGGGAGGGGUAAAAAGGUCAAUGGUGAAAUUCCAUUUAAAGAAACAAGAAGAGGCUGGUUUUGAUGUUUGACCUGAGGGAGUUUGCAUUCCCAUUCUACUUUUGUGAUUUUCUCUUAUACAAAGGACCUCUCUGUGCCAGGAAGUAGUACAAGAUCAUUGGAACUAUGCUGAUAGAAGUGCAAUGGAGUUAUGAAAAAUGCUAGCUUCAAUAGUAAAAACAGCAUAGCAUAAAGCUUAAUCUCUGUAUGAUAUACUUUACACAGGUUUAUAUUUAUGCAUGAUGCCCACACCCUAGGUAGUUUCAGAACUGGAAUCUCCAAAUACACAGCAAUUAAAAUAUGUGUUUAUAUGAAUAAUUUGUCUUACACACCGCUGCAAGGAGGUGGACACAGGGAAGUGCUUCACCCCCAUUUCAGGUUGUAACUAUGAAAUGAACAUAUAGGCAGAAUUUUUCAAAUUUGCCAAAGAGACUCAAAGAGCCCUUGAACUCCCUGGAGGGACAGGGAAAGCUCCACCUGAGAGUUCCCUGGCUGGGAGGGCAUCAGGCAGGGGGAGCUGUCCUCGGUGCUCCAGCUCUGAGCCUCUCCCGUGCUGCUGGGGCAGCGGCCACUCCAGUGCAGCCACAUGUCCUGUGCCUUCACAGAGUGGGAACUCCAGAUUGUAUUGUCACACCUGACCCAGUCUUUAUGUAUCAUGGAAGUGCUCUGUCAUCUGCAAGGGACUAACUCCUAAUUCACCAUCACAGCUUGAGAGCUGGUGCCUGAAAUGCAGGGAGAACAUUUUCAUGAUGCCUGCUUACCAAGUCAGUGGAAGGAGGUAUGACUGCAGUACUUUAAAUAAGAUAUGUGCACACUGAUGUGUAGACUCUACGUAAAUAGUCUGCAUAUAAAAUUAAAUUAUAUUGUCUAUGUAUUACAAAGGUCACAAGAAGUGCUAGUUUCCAUCACACAGACUUUAUAUAUCUGCAAAGAACAAACCUGUUAUUAGUGUUUUUAGUCUUGGCUGAAAAAAUUGUGUUUAGUAAGAGCACUUUUUUCAAUUUUAUUUCUAUCCAGUUUGACUAAGCUAUGAAUAGUUAUAUGGGUUGUAUGAGAAAGUAGAAUUUUCAUCUUUGUUUCAGUACUCUGGUGAAAAUAGUUUAAUUGCCUUUCAAGUACAUCUUAUUCCAUCUUGUGAUUGUUUAGUUGCUGGUUGGUUUGGUUGGUUUUUUCAAUCUUGCUAAGUAAGGUUUGAGUGACCUAAUUGUGUUGUUGGAAGAAGUGUUAGGUAAAAGACUUCAUUAGCUGAAUUCAGUAGUUACUUGGUUGAUAUUUUCAUUCCAGUAUUCACAGUAUAAGAGAUUAGUCUUGCAUACGAGUUCAUUUUUUGGUUUGUUUUGGGUUUGGUUUUUUGGUGUUAUGUCAGUCCAGAAUAAUACACAUUUCUGGAGGAUCUUAUUUAGUCCCAUUCUACUUCAUCUUGCCAGAAAACAGCUUCUUCAUAUUUUCUCUUAAUAAGUGUUUGUUCUUUACAAAAAUAAUUGAUAGGGAAAUUAUAUUUUCCCAAUUUGAACGUUUGAGUCAGCAAAUCAAAUACUCAGUUUAAUGUGGCUGAAUAUUGAACCCACGUUCUAAACAGAAGUGCAUGGUUUACCAUAGUUCUGUAUUUCAGUUUGGCUUUCUGGCAGAACCGUGAAUGAAUUUGGGUGGGGUCUGUAAAGUGCUGAGUACAGUACAACUGUUACAAACAGUUGUAACUGUAACUCUUGGUGUUCUAACUCUUGGUGUUCCUCCUGCAUAUGCCACUUAAUAUGUUUCUCUUCAUAAGUUUUAUUUAUUAAUGUUCUGUGUUUUUAAAUGGCGUGUUCAUUCAUGUGUUGGACGUGAUUAAUUUUUUCAGCAUUGCAUUUGUUAUGUUUGCCUUCCCCCUCAGUACAUGGAAUAUUUCUUUGUGACCAUCCAGUGAGGUGGUUUAUUUGCCAGGAUUCCUUGGUUUGUUUGCCUCUUGUUUUGUAUAUUAUGUUUGUUUUAAAGUGUCAGUUCUGUUUUAAUUAAUAAAUGUAAACCACCACCUAAUGCUGAUUUGGCACUUGUUAACAAUAAAGCAAAUAUGCCAGUAAAGCUUCUUGUGAUGUGCA